Racocetra fulgida is the source of this 198-nucleotide messenger RNA. NCBI's taxonomy places the organism in Eukaryota, Fungi, Glomeromycota, Glomeromycetes, Diversisporales, Gigasporaceae. The record is from the annotation of a GenBank genome assembly.
AUGUUGAGAAAUUUACCAUCACUUGAUAAUUCUACAGAUUCACUUGAUAAUAUUGAGAUAUUAUCAACAGAUUUAUGUUUAUAUACUGGUAUAAAAAAAUUUGAAUCUUUACAAUCAGCUUUUGAGAUUUUUAUAGAUGGAUUAAAACAAUUAGUUUUUGAGGAUUUGAAGAUAGUGAAAGAAAAUUUUGAAAAGUAG